Messenger RNA from Dermochelys coriacea (leatherback sea turtle), 1261 nucleotides. RefSeq names its product inhibitor of DNA binding 3, HLH protein (gene ID3). The record is from RefSeq and is a predicted model, not a curated record. NCBI's taxonomy places the organism in Eukaryota, Metazoa, Chordata, Testudines, Dermochelyidae. Gene Ontology annotation, biological process: cell differentiation; negative regulation of transcription by RNA polymerase II; circadian regulation of gene expression. Bases 75 to 452 code for a protein of 125 amino acids. Gene Ontology annotation, cellular component: cytoplasm; nucleus. The transcript is spliced from 3 exons. Gene Ontology annotation, molecular function: protein dimerization activity; transcription regulator activity.
AGGAGGAGGAGGAUCUGCCUUCCCGAGACACCAGCCCAGUGCUGCCAGGCGUCCGCCAGCCCAGCCCGGUGACCAUGAAAGCCAUUAGCCCGGUGCGGUCCGUCAGGAGCUGCUACGAAGCCGUGUGCUGCCUGUCGGACCAGAGCCUGGCCAUCGCCCGGGGCAGCCCCAGCAAGAGCCCGGCGCUGGAGGAGCCCAUGAGCCUGCUCUACGACAUGAACGAUUGCUACUCCAAGCUGCGCGAGCUGGUGCCGGGCAUCCCGCAGGGCACGAAGCUGAGCCAGGUGGAGAUCCUGCAGCACGUCAUCGACUACAUCCUCGACCUGCAGAUCGUGCUGGAGGAGCAGGCGAAGGGCCAGGACCCGUCCGCCGACACCUCUCUCCUCUCCCUGAAGGCCUCUGAACUCGCCUCUGAACUGUGCUCGAAAGACGAGAGACAUUUGUGCCAUUAAUGUCUUCCCCCCCCCCACCACCACCAGACUGCAGGUGUGGGAUCAUAACACUUGGCUCUCUCCAAGGGAGGUGAAGAGAGACCUUGACUUGGAAAGGAUCAGACUUCAACCCCAUGAAUCCAAUAAUGGAGGGACCUCAGCCUUUAUCUUCCAGAUAUUGUGUCUGUGGAACAUGUGGCACAAGGCAUUGGAUGCUUGGCUGGUUUUUUAGUACUGUUUCUGCUUCCCACUCUGCUUCUUGCCUGAAAAUAAAUCUCAACAGGCCAGGAAAGACUUUUGGUUCUGCUCUCUCCAUCCCCCAUUCAGAAAUGGAUCUGAACUCUUGAAUAUUUGAAUUUAACCGCCUCAUUGCACAAGGGCAAGAAAAGCUGGGAAGUCCUGACUCCUUGAGCAUCAUCUGCACUGUAAGAUCAGUGUUUUGUGUUCGCAAAAUCCCAAGUGUGCUAGACUGGCUCCCCAGUCAUUAUAUAGAUAUCUUUAAAACAUGGCUGGCUAUAAAUGAGAGCACAACAUGCUUUAAAAAGACUUGCAGAGAUGCAGUUGUAUGUAUAUUUUUGGAUUAUAGUGUGAUUUUAAAAAAAAAAAAUCCUUACAGGGGGCUGGGUAGGGGGUAAUACCAACAAGAAUUUCAAAAAUGAGUUGUUCUGGGGCUGUGGCCCCAUGUUUAUUGUUGAACUCUAUAAUAGAGUAUAAUGUUUGUACCUUUUUUGCAGGAAGGUGAAUUUCUGCGAUCAUGCAUUGUACUUGCUUUAUAAACUUUUUAUAAAAGUUAAAAGUUUUUACAUAAUAAAAUUAAGUUUGUUUUUUGA